AUGUCUCAGAAAUUUAUUGCCGAACUUCCACUUUCUUCCUCCGAAAUAAUAUAUCCAAACUCUCCGUUUUACAGACCAGAGAGUUCCACUUGGGCUCUUCAGAAAGAUUUAAAGCCUAAGAUCAUCGCUCGGCCCUGCACGCCUUCGUCUCUGGCAGCUUUGCUUUCUUUUUUAUCAAACUCUAAUCUGGAUUGGGCGGUCCGAAGUACUGGGGUGGGGUCCUCAUCUGCCAGCGAUGUGCUGAUCUCGUUGUCUGCUUUUGAUCAAUUCGAAUACAAUGCAGAAGAUCAGACUGUGAUUAUUGGUGCAGGGCAAAGUUGGGGACAAGUUGAUCGCAAAAUCGAGGAAAGUGCCCCGGGCCAUGCUGUGCAAAAGGUUAAACGACAACCACAGUGGUUGGCGCUCGUUGCACAUACGUUGGAGUUGGCGGGUCCAUUCUUGCAGGUGGAAUAUCGUGGUUGUCUUCUGAAAAAGGUCUUGCUACCGACCCGCACAACAUGCUAG
Messenger RNA from Penicillium vulpinum, 504 nucleotides. RefSeq lists its product as uncharacterized. Lineage: Eukaryota; Fungi; Ascomycota; Eurotiomycetes; Eurotiales; Aspergillaceae. Gene Ontology annotation, molecular function: flavin adenine dinucleotide binding. The record is from RefSeq and is a predicted model, not a curated record. The transcript has 2 exons. The coding region runs from base 1 to 504 and encodes 167 amino acids.